CAUAACACCAGCGGAAACAAGAGCAUCUUCAUUCCACGCACGCAACGAAGAUCUAAAAACCCUAAAUAACUUAAUUUCUUAUCACUUUCUGUGAGCUUCUUCAUCGUGGCAGUGUCAAGAUGUGGAACCAACCAUUCGGGAAAACGGAUUUGGAGAGCGGCGGUGCUCGGCCUCUGUAUCCGAUGAUGCUGGAAAGCCCCGAACUGCGGUGGUCCUUCAUCCGGAAAGUGUACUCCAUCAUCGCCGUUCAGUUACUCGUCACCAUCGUCGUCGGCGCCGUCGUCGUCACCGUCCGCCCCAUCAGCCUCUUCUUCGCCACCACCGGCGCCGGCUUGGCUCUCUACAUCGUUCUCAUCUUUGUCCCCUUCAUCACCUUAUGUCCGCUUUACUAUUAUUACCAGAAGCAUCCCGUUAAUUACCUACUCCUUGGGGUUUUCACUGUGUCUCUUGGUUUUGUCGUUGGAUUGAGUUGCGCUUUUACUAGUGAGAAAGUUAUUCUGGAAGCUGUUAUAUUGACCGCUGUGGUGGUGAUCGGUCUCACUCUCUACACAUUUUGGGCUGCAAGGAGAGGCUAUGAUUUCAACUUUCUUGGCCCCUUCUUGUUUGGUGCUGUGCUAGUUCUUAUGGUCUUUGCAAUAAUUCAGAUUCUGUUUCCACUGGGCAAGUUAUCUGUGAUGAUCUAUGGGUGCUUGGCAGCCAUUAUAUUUUGUGGUUACAUCGUAUAUGACACAGACAACUUGAUCAAGAGAUACUCCUACGAUGAAUACAUUUGGGCUUCAGUCUCCUUGUAUUUGGACAUCAUCAACCUCUUCCUGUCUCUACUCACUAUUUUUAGAGCUGCUGAAAAUUGAAAUCAUUGCAUCAGUAUAUAUCGUUCGUUGUCCACACAUUAUUUGUUUUCUGUGGGGAUUAGGGUGGGUUCCGAAAAACUAAUUCUUAUCAAUUAAUAAAUAUUUGGGGCUUGCUCUUGCAAGGCGUCUUGUACAAUGGAUUAUUGUCAAAGUUGUUUAUAAAUUAGUUGAUUAGCCAUGAAAUUUUGCACUUAAUUGUAAAUACGGGACUCUCCGUUUCUUAUUUGUGUUCUUUAUCAUGUGCUUAUGAUUGUCAAUUUAUUGGUACAGUGUUUUUGUUUA
Cajanus cajan (pigeon pea) is the source of this 1133-nucleotide messenger RNA. Lineage: Eukaryota; Viridiplantae; Streptophyta; Magnoliopsida; Fabales; Fabaceae. The record is from RefSeq and is a predicted model, not a curated record.